Neopelma chrysocephalum (saffron-crested tyrant-manakin) is the source of this 1656-nucleotide messenger RNA. Its product is annotated as transmembrane protein 182-like. The record is from RefSeq and is a predicted model, not a curated record. Gene Ontology annotation, cellular component: membrane. The transcript is spliced from 5 exons. Lineage: Eukaryota; Metazoa; Chordata; Aves; Passeriformes; Pipridae. The coding region runs from base 113 to 802 and encodes 229 amino acids.
AGAUCAUCCCCUAUGGCCAAAAAUAGCACUCCUCUCGCCCCUCUCUUCCAGCCACCCGGGAAAAAUCAGGGUUUUUCUUCUUUUCUGAUCCCCCCUUCCCUCGUGGUGCCCCAUGAAGGUUGGCAUAGCUGCCCUGGCAGCCGGGAUCCUCGGCGGCACCGGCGUCUUGCUCUUCCUCGUCGCCUUUGGGACGGAUUAUUGGCUCCUGGCUACGGAGACCUGCAGCGUCUUCGAGCAUGAGAACAGCACUCUGAGCACCGGGGAGGCUGAAAUGCCAACGGAGACCGGGAAGGAAAUCCUCACGUUCCACCACGAGGGCUUCUUCUGGAGGUGCUGGUUCUUUGGUGAGGGCCACCCAGAGACCAUCUGGACCUUCUGGUACACCAGCCAAGCACAUCCCAAGUUCUGCAUGCAUGGAUACCUGUUCCCCAUGCCCAUUGCUCUUGGACCUUUGCCCCAUCCCUCCUACGACACAACUGCAGUGUACAGAGGGUUCUGGACGGCGUUCAUCCUGCUGGCCGUGGCUGCUGCCCUGGUGGGGGGGCUCCUGCUGGUCUGUGGAAUUCCCUUCGUCAGCCCCCGCUCCUACAAGGUGGGAGGUGGAUUCCUGCUGCUCUCAGCAAAAGAGUUGGAUUUUGGAGUGUCUAAGCUGCCAGGGAGAAUAAUGAAAUAUGCUACAACUACCUUUGAUUUAAAAAUGGCAAGGGGAGAAAUUAAAUCCUGCAGAAGCCACAACACAUCCACGGAGCUGUGUGGUAACUUGUCAACUGAAUUAAUUUCGAGCUGUUCACUUCUACCAUAAAAAUAUUAUAAGCUGUGAUGUAUUUCUUUCAUAUGUGUGUGUGUGUAUCUAUAUGUUAUACAGCACCUUUUAAAAAUAACAGCUUCUGGCUGUGAAGUACCAAGAUCAGAUAUUACUGAAGGGCUUUCAGACCUGUCAUCACACCAUCACUACUGAGUGCAGUUUAAAUUCAACACAUAUUAAAACUAGUAUAUAUUUUUAAUUAUAUGCAGUAAAUAGUAUUUGGGCCACUCUAGUUUUUGUCAUCUGCUUCAUAUGGGGGAAACUAAACCUCCAGCACUUGGAUUAUGGGGAAAGGAGGUUCCUAUUAAGGCGCUGAAGGCCCCAGGUCCAGGAGGUGCCUGUUCACCACGUGCUUUUCAGAUGUGACCAAGCUCUUCCCGCUGACCUUCGACGGGAAUGCAGCUGGAAAUAUGAGAUGGGGAGGUCUCCUGGGAGACCUGUUUGGGUCAUGGGCGUCCUGCGAGGCCAGGGAGGCUCCAAGGAGAGCAGACCCCUCCAGGAGAGAUGCUGACCUUGCCCUCACUGCUCAGGCUUUGUGUGGCCUCAGCUUUCCUCUGUCUGGCUCCAGGAGGGCCAGGAGGUCUCACUCGCCCAUGUGAAGUCUUUGUGGCCUCCUGGUAAAAGCUGCUUAUUGUUUUUUUUAUUACUCUGUUAUUUUGUAGCCCAUCUAAGAUUGGUAUCUCAGGGUUACAUGCCUUUCCCACCUUAUUAUGUGUUAUUUCCUUGCAAAAUAGAGUCAUCUGUGUCUGCUGAGGGUGGCAGGUUCAGUUGCCAUCAGCAGGAACUGAUUCCCAUAUCCUUGCAUUUCGAAAUUGGAAGUUGGAUCUGACACUGCUUGGAAGGGUAGGUAU